AUGAACCAUAGGAAUCAAUACGACCAGGCUGUUGCAUUGGAAGCGGAUAGCGAUUUGUUCGAUCUGAUACAGAGGAUUCAUUCUCUGCACUGCAAUACAAAUGGAGAACUCAACCUAAGCCCGCUUCGCAUUUCGGAUGCGGUUCAUAUAUGGCAGGAUCUUGAUGAUUGGGACUCGGUAGGAACAGAUCUUAUCAAUGAGGAUGACAACUUGCACGAGUCCUAUAAGUUUGCGUUGUUUAUCUGGGCCUACAUCAUCGUACACCCAGCUGAAGUUGGCGGGGAAAAGGUUCAGGACACUUUACACUAUGCCAUGUCCAAUAUAUCGGAAGUCGAGGCCCCUGAUCUGGUGCCGCUUGUCAUUAUUCCGCUUUUUUUCAGCGGACUGGUAGCCAUCCGACAGAGUGACCGAGAUCUGGUCAAUGAACAGUAUGAGCGAGUGGAGAGUCACACCGAACAUGGAAGCGUCAAAUGCUCCAGGCACAUUGUCCGAUUGAGCUGGGAGAAUCACGAUAAUGGUAUGGAACGAAGCUGGGACUGGAGGAGAUGGCGCGACUCAUCGUCGGCUGAUAGUUGA
Messenger RNA from Penicillium concentricum, 576 nucleotides. RefSeq lists its product as uncharacterized. The coding region runs from base 1 to 576 and encodes 191 amino acids. NCBI's taxonomy places the organism in Eukaryota, Fungi, Ascomycota, Eurotiomycetes, Eurotiales, Aspergillaceae. The transcript has a single exon. The record is from RefSeq and is a predicted model, not a curated record.